CUUCCAAGAGAAUGAAAGCAAGGUUGCAGCCUAUGUCUUCGGUGGAUGACACUAAUGUGCAUGGUAGGGAAAAAGAGAAGGCGGAAAUACUUGAAUUGCUCUCGAACAACAAUGGGAAUGAGAAUGAAGCUUCUUUGAUUCACAUCGUUGGCAUUGGUGGGAUUGGCAAGACAACUCUUGCUCAACUUGUCUAUAAUGAUAAUAGCAUAAACCAGUCUUUUGAUUACAAGGCUUGGAUAUGCGUGUCUAAAGAUUUUGAUACCUUUUUGGUAACAAAGACAAUUCUACAGUCAAUCACUGAUGAGUAUUGUAUCGUUCCCUCUCUAGAUACUUUUCAAGUUAUGUUGCAGGAGAAGUUGUUUGGGAAAAGAUUUUUGCUCGUCCUGGACAAUGUUUGGAGUGAGAAUUACGAUGAUUUGACCAUCCUUUUAAAGCCCUUUGGAGUUGGAACCAAAAUUAUAGUGACAACACGGAGUUGCAAGGUUUCUUCUGUUGUGAGCACUGUUGAAGCUUACCCAUUGCUGCAGUUAUCAGAGAAAGAUUGUCUCUCUGUAUUUACUCACUGUGCAUUACAAGCAAGUAAUUUUAGUGGGCAUCCAGAAUUAGAAAAAGUUGGGGAAAGCAUAGUGAAAAAGUGCAAUGGCUUACCUUUGGCAGCUAAAGCCAUUGGUGGCUUACUAUGCACUCAGGUGGAUCAUGGAGUAUGGAAAGAUAUAUCAGAGAGUGAGAUAUGGGAUUUGCCAGAAGAGCAAUGUGGUGUGAUUCCUGCUCUAUUAUUGAGCUAUAAGUAUCUUCCUCCAUAUUUAAAGAGAUGCUUUGCGUACUGCUCUUUGCUGCCUAAGGAUUAUGAAUUUGAGGAAGAGGAGCUAAUUUUGUUAUGGAAAGCAGAAGGUUUUCUACAAGAAGCAAACUCGAAAACUCAAAUGGAAGGUCUAGGUAGCCAAUACUUUCAAGAUCUGGUAUCAAGGUCAUUUAUCCAAACUUCUAGUAGGGAUAAAUCUCGGUUUGUAAUGCAUGACCUAAUCAAUGAUCUAGCUCAAUUUGUUGCAGGGGAAAUAUGCUUCAGAUUGGAGGGUAAUAAACAACCGAAAAUAUCAGAGGGCAUUAGACAUGCUUCUUAUGUUCGUGGCUUGUAUGAUGGAGUGAAAAAGUUUGAAGCCUUCAAUCAAAUGAAAUGUUUGCGAACCUUUCUACCAUUUAUGUUGCCAACUUAUGGGGAAUGUUUUCUUACCAACACUGUCCUUGUUGACUUAUUACCCAAACUUCGAUGCCUAAGGGUGCUUUCAUUGAAAGGGUAUUGCAUCACUCAGUUACCAAACCUUUUUGAGAAUUUGAUACAUCUACGCUACCUAGAUUUCUCUUACACUGCAAUUAAAAGUCUACCAGAUUCAAUAUGCAGCCUUUACAAUUUAGAAACCUUACAAUUGAGGAAGUGUUUUUUAGAAAAGUUACCGUCAGAUAUAGAACUUCUAGUCAACUUGAAUCAUCUUGAUAUCACUGGUUCAAAAUCGAUGAAAAGAAUGCCCUUUGGAAUUGGUAAACUGAUCAAUCUUCAGAGGCUUUCUAAUUUUGUUUUGGGAGAAGGUGAUGGGCAUCAGAUGCAAGAGAUAAAGUCAUUGCAUCUCAAGGGUGAUCUUUCUCUUUCAGGAUUGGAGAACAUUGUCAAAGCUCAGGAUGCAUGGGAAGCUAGGUUAAUCGACAAGUCAGGCCUUGAUGGAUUACAGCUAAUGUGGAGUACCAAUUUUAAUCAUUAUAUAAGAAACAAAGCAGUUGAAGAAGAGGUAUUGAACAUGCUUGAACCUCACAGAAAGCUUAAAAGGCUCAUCAUUGAGAAUUAUGGUGGUACAAAUUUCCCAAAAUGGAUAGCAGAUUCUUCUUUGAAAUACUUGUUGUCUUUGAAUCUCAACAACUGUAAAAAUUGCAAAUUACUGCCAUCAAUUGGAAAUCUACCACUGCUGAAAGAUCUUUCUAUCAGGGGAAUGCAUGAUGUGAGUAAGGUUGGCAUUGAGUUCUAUGGAGAGAAUCAAUCAAACGCAUUUGCACCAUUGGAGCGAUUAUGCUUUGAGGAUAUGCCAAAAUGGAAGGAGUGGGACUUGGAUGAAGUUGGUGAGCAACUAGCAAAAUUUCCCUGCCUACGUGAGUUUUGUAUCGUCAACUGUCCUCAAUUGUUGGGAAGGUUACCGAACUCUCUUUAUUCCUUAGAGACACUUGUAAUUCGUAGGUGUUCAGAACUGGUGGUUUCAGUUUCAAACCUUCCAAUGCUGUAUGACUUAGAAAUAGAUGGGUGUGCAGAGUUGGUGCUUAGAGACUAUGCAGACUUUCCCUCCUUGAGAAGAGUCUCUCUUUCAAAUAUUUUAAAACUUUGCACCCUGACAGAGAGGCUUGUGUCAAGAUUAAAAAGCCUGGAACAUCUGAAGAUUAAUGGUUGUAAGGAGAUGACAUCCUCGUCAUGGAAGCAAUUGGGAUCAGUUGAGCAUUUGAGUACUCUCCGUGGUCUGGAAAUUUGGAGUUUUCCACAACUUGUCUUAUUAGAGCCAGAGGAGGUAGAGGAAGAGCAGUUGCAACUGAGGAAGCCUUGCAAUAUUGAAUCUUUGACAAUAGGGAGAUGUGAAAGGCUUGAGAGGCUACCGGAAGACUUGCAUUUCCUCACAUUUCUUACUGGGGUGCGGAUUGAGGAGUGCCCAUGCAUAGUAUCUUUUUCAAAGAAUAACUGGCCCCCAGCUUUAAAAUGGUUAGUGAUUAAGAGUUGCGUGAACUUGCAGUGUAUGGUGGAUGCUGGAGAGUAUACCGGCUUCAGUAACACAUGUCUUCUUCAGCACUUGGAAAUUAUACGAUGUCCAUCACUAAUACGUUUAUCAUUACCCAUUAGGCUUCAAAUUCUCAAAAUCUCAAGGUGCACAAAGUUGGCUUCCUUAUCCUCUAGUGGCGAGUUACCCACAGGGCUUAAACAGCUAUUGAUUGUUGACUGCACAAAGCUGGAAUACAUUGUGCAAGCAAUUCAUGAAAACUCUUGUCUUGAACAUCUUCGUAUUUGGGGGUGUAAAAACAUUAAAUUUUUACCUCGAGGAUUAAACAAGCUCAACCAUGUUCAGAAGAUUGAAUUAUGGCGGUGUGAAAAUCUGGUUUCCUUGACAGAAAGUGGGUUGCCUGCCGCCAACCUCACAGUACUUCGGAUUGGUGAGUGUCAUAUAUUAGAAGCACUGCCCAAUAUGCAGAACCUCAGCGCUCUUAAGGAAUUGAUGCUGCAGAAUUGCUCACCUCUCAUGUCCUUUCUAGAAGAGGGCUUUCCUACCAACCUAACAUCACUUUCAAUCUCGGUACCUCAACUUUGCAGCUCACUACUUAAAUGGGGAUUGCAUAAACUCACCUCUCUUAAAGAUCUCUAUAUUAAUGGUGAAGAAUGUCCAGAUGUGGUGUCAUUUCCAUUAGAGGGGAGAGGAACUAAGUUGCCUCCUUCUCUCACUAGUAUUACCAUGAAAAAUUUUGAAAAGCUGAGAUGCUUAUCCUCCAAGGGGUUUCAAAACCUCACCUCUCUUCAGGAAUUGUGGAUAUUUGAUUGCCCUAACCUCACAUCUCUCCCGGAAAAAGAUGUGCUUCUUUCGCUUUCGAAAUUAUAUAUGUGGAACUGUCCAUUGCUAACAUAUCAGUGCAUAUGGCCUCAAGGACGAGAGUGGUUGAAGAUAUCCCACAUACCUGAAGUUCUAGUUGAUCAUCAAAGCAUCAUUCCAAAGGCAAGUUGGACAAUCCAGCCCUGAUUUCCUCAUGCUC
This is a messenger RNA of Theobroma cacao (cacao), 3768 nucleotides long. RefSeq names its product putative disease resistance RPP13-like protein 1. Gene Ontology annotation, molecular function: ADP binding. The record is from RefSeq and is a predicted model, not a curated record. NCBI's taxonomy places the organism in Eukaryota, Viridiplantae, Streptophyta, Magnoliopsida, Malvales, Malvaceae.